AUGGCCGCCGUCCUGCAACCCGUACUCUCCUCCUACAACUGCUCCUCCGAGUACCAGCACAUCCCAGACAACAGCGACCUGAAUGUUGAGUGCGGGGCGAGCGUUAUCUUGCUGGAGGUGAACCUGUGUACGGCCAGCUGGGCCGGAUUCGACCCCGCCCAGCUGGCCCUGAACGGGGAGCACAACAACAGCCUCUGCGGGGGCACCAUCGACACCACCGUGGACCCGCCCGUCAUCCGCUACCAGCUCCACGUCAACCACAGUGCGGAGAACCCCUGCAGACAGAGCCUACAGAUUGUGGAUGAGGCUCCAGACCAGACAGGCCCCUUUAGCCAGUUCUCCAGGAUCCAGUCGGUGGUCAUCACCGGGUACAUUGAUACGCCGAAGUCAUCUCAGGGCAUCAUCAGCUACUCCACCGACCUCUACUACCGCUUCUCCUGCCGCUAUCCGCUGGAGUACCUCAUCAACAACACGCAGAUUGUGGCGUCCUCAGUGUCAGUGGCCACGAGUGACAGCAAUGGCACCUUCAUCGACACACUGCGGAUGAGCCUCUACAACGACAGUGGGUUUGACCGUCCACUGGAAGUUCCCUCUUCAGGACUUGAACUGCGGACGAAUGUCUACGUCGAGGUCAAAGCCAUAAACCUCACGGGGAACUUUCACCUGCUGCUGGAUCACUGCUUCGCCACUCCUUCAGCCUACAGCCAGGACAACAGCGAGAAGCACGACUUCUUCAUCGGGUGUACCAUAACUCAGAAGACCACCAUGCUCCAGAAUGGGGCAGCAAAGAACUCGCGGUUUUCCUUCGAGGCGUUCCGCUUCGUGGAACACCGCGACAAGGACCGGUCCACUAUCUUCCUGCACUGCGUCCUGCGGCUGUGUGAGCCCUCCAAGUGCCAGGAGACCAUGAAUAACUGUAACAGCAACAGUAAUGGCCGCAGGAGGAGGGACGUGGCGCCGUACGGGUCAGAGUCCGAUGAUUCCGCCACGGUGACGGUGGGGCCCAUCUUCACCAAAACUGAUGAGGGUGCAGAGCGUCCGUCAGAGGAGGGUAAGACGGACGUUGUUGGGGUGGUGGUGGGGGUGAUAUUCGCCACCGCCGGGGCUGUUCUCCUAGUCCUGGCCGGGUGGUUCGCCAUGAAGAAGUUCUACUGGGGCGGUGGGCUGGUCCAGGCGUUUGACUGA
This is a messenger RNA of Clupea harengus (Atlantic herring), 1185 nucleotides long. RefSeq names its product zona pellucida-like domain-containing protein 1. The record is from RefSeq and is a predicted model, not a curated record. The transcript is spliced from 9 exons. The coding region runs from base 1 to 1185 and encodes 394 amino acids. NCBI's taxonomy places the organism in Eukaryota, Metazoa, Chordata, Actinopteri, Clupeiformes, Clupeidae.